GUUUUCGCGCGCGAUUAAAUCUAAACGCUUGUGUGUGUUUUUUUUUUUUAUAAUUUCUCACGACUCCAAUAGGCAAAGUUUUUUUAUCAUUGAUCAUAAUGGAAUGGUAACCCCGCCUGUGUAGGGGGGAAAGGGAUUGCAAAGAUUAUAAAUAUAUGAAAAAUGAGUAACCUCUGGAAAGGUUUGAAAGAAUUGGCGGGAAUUCAAAAACAGCAGACAAAUCAGGAGCUGAAUCGAAGCCAGUACUCGCUGGUGUCAACUGAGGAGGUCACGCCAUACACGUUGAGACUCUGUCUGGGACUACCCGAUGAGGUGAAGAAUGAUCCAGUUUUAGCGCCGUUUAAAGAGAUAUAUGAGAAGGAGCACGGAGAUCCAGGAGAGAAGGCUACCAGUUGGUCAGGUGCGACAAAACGGGAAACAGACGUAAAUCCGAAUCCAUCAGUUAAUGACGAUGACGAACUGCAAGUACUAUCUGAUGAGGAUGAUGCAGAAGUAGCAGAUAGAACUGAAAAUAGAAACAAAGAAGACAAGGCAUCCGUGGAUAAAAUCCUCCACCGUAAUUACAAGAAGAAGCAAUAUAUUAAGGUAACAAGGGAUAAGUGUUAUGUAAAAAUUAUAACACUAGUAGCGUGUUGGUUAUUCUUUACGUCAACAUUCCUGAUGUACAACGAAAAACGUGAUAUCGACAGAAGUACUGCUAUCACGAAUGGAAAAGACAAACAUUACACUCUGCAAUUAUCUGAUAACCAUGCUUUUAUCUUAGUGAAGCUAUCUGGCCCAUUUUUAUCCGAAAAUGAUGAAACAAAAAUGAAUUCUGAUGUACUGGCAAGAUAUCACAAAAUGGAGGUGUGGCUCGAAAGACGAACAUAUAGUUAUGAACAAAAUCAUUCUAAUGAAGAUUUCGAUGUGGAGGCGUCCGAGCGUUGGUUGAUCACUCUUCAAAAUGACAACCAGUUGGACUUCAAUGAAGGCGAACCCAGAAUACACAAGUUCCACCACAAACCAAACAGCACACAUACAAACAACACAUACAUCAUACGUAUGAGGUCCACAUCGAAUCGAACCGUGCCAUUCACUAUAAGUUAUACAGCGUCACCGCUAGAUGUCACCACAGGAGUCGUGUACGCAGUUGUGUUACUGUCUGGACUAUAUCUGCUAAUUAUAUUUGAGAUUGUUAACAGGACCAUGGCGGUUAUUGUAAUGGCGACUAUGUCGUUAGCAGCGCUGACUUUAGCUGGUGAGCGACCAUCGCUCCCAGAGCUGAUAUCCUGGAUGAACGAGGAGACACUUCUGCUACUGUUCUGCAUGAUGUUACUGGUUGCUAUUACAGCCGAAACUGGGAUAUUUGAUUUCUUGGCUGUUUUUACUUUUGAGGUGACAAAGGGUAAAUUGUGGCCAAUGAUCUAUCUUUUGUGUGGUGUGACAGCGCUGCUAUCAGCAUUCACUGACAACGUUACUAUUGUUUUGCUCAUGUCUCCGGUCACUAUAAGGAUAUGUGAAGUGAUGGGCUUAGAUCCAGUACCAAUAUUGAUGUUAAUGGCAAUAUACAGCAAUGUUGGUGGCACAGCGACUCCAAUUGGUGAUCCGAGCAAUGUCAUUGUGGUCUCCAAUAAAGAUGUUGCCGAAGCUGGUAUAAAUUUUACAAACUUCACCGCUCAUAUGUCACUCGGCAUAUUAUUGGUGUUCAUACAGACGUCUCUACAGAUCCGUUAUAUAUAUAGAGAUACAAAUAAAUUACGGCUAAAAGUACCAGCAGAUAUACAAGAAUUACAUCACCAGAUUUCAAUAUGGCGGCGAGCGAAAGACUCUCUCCCUCAUCUUAACAAUGGAGUGAACGUCAUCAGAGAAAGACUGGAGAAGAAAAUAGAAAAGUUGAAUGAAAAAUUGGACACACUCAUUCGAGAGAACAGCAAAGGGUCGUGUUCAGAAGAAACCUUUCUAAACACUUUAGCAGAGUUGAAGGAACACUACAAAAUCCGAGACAAAGUGCUGCUUCUGAAGGCUAUGGUGGCCACAGCAUUCGUUGUCGUCAUGUUUUUCCUGCAUUCUGUGCCUGAACUUAAUCGUAUAUCGUUGGGUUGGACGGUACUGCUUGGUGCCAUUUUGUUAUUGACACUGGCUGAUCGUAGCGACCUAGAACCGAUUCUACACAGGGUCGAAUGGUCUACGUUACUGUUCUUUGGAGCUCUUUUUGUCUUCAUGGAGUUUUCUAUAUUUCAGGCACUUUCCAAACUAGGUUUAAUAGUAUUUAUUGGCAACCUAAUGGAGCAGCUGAUCCUGAUGGUUGACGAGAGAGCUCGACUCGCUGUAGCUAUCAUAACAAUUACUUGGGUAUCGGGACUAAUCUCAGCGUGUGUGGACAAUAUACCGCUGACGACGAUGAUGGUGAGGGUAGUGGUCUCCAUAGGAUCCAAUCCAAACCUGAACUUACCCAAGAGCCCUUUAAUAUGGGCUUUGCUCUACGGAGGGUGUUUGGGAGGUAACGGCACUCUUACGGGCACAACCGCUAAUGUGGUUUGCGCAGGAGUGGCGGAACAUCACGGCUACAAAUUCACAUUCAAAAGGUUCUUUAAUACAGGCUUUCCCAUCAUGGUGGGGCACUUAAUCGUCGCCAGCGCAUAUCUUUUGAUUUCACACUGUUUAUUCGAAUGGCAUUAAGUUCUAGAAGAUUCUAGAUCUUUGAGUAUUAUUUUGCAAAUAUUUAAUUCAUUUAUUAUCAUCAGUAUUAUAUGCUAGCUUUUGCUCGCGACUUCGCUCGCGUAUGGUGUUUGAGUGGUGGAAUUUCUAAAACGUUGAAAAUUAUUUUAUUUAUUUCUAAUCAAAGAACUCCCAUACAAACAUUCGCCUCCUAUUGCAUCUUUUUGGAAGUGAAUUCUCCAAAAGCCAAAGUAAUCAUUCUUAAUUUGAAAUACGUAUCUAACUUCUACAAAAAAU
Galleria mellonella (greater wax moth) is the source of this 2934-nucleotide messenger RNA. Its product is annotated as P protein-like. The record is from RefSeq and is a predicted model, not a curated record. Gene Ontology annotation, biological process: transmembrane transport. Gene Ontology annotation, cellular component: membrane. The transcript has 17 exons. Bases 163 to 2658 code for a protein of 831 amino acids. Lineage: Eukaryota; Metazoa; Arthropoda; Insecta; Lepidoptera; Pyralidae.